Choloepus didactylus (southern two-toed sloth) is the source of this 276-nucleotide messenger RNA. RefSeq names its product cytochrome c-like. Gene Ontology annotation, molecular function: electron transfer activity; heme binding. Gene Ontology annotation, cellular component: mitochondrial intermembrane space. Gene Ontology annotation, biological process: mitochondrial electron transport, ubiquinol to cytochrome c; mitochondrial electron transport, cytochrome c to oxygen. The transcript has a single exon. NCBI's taxonomy places the organism in Eukaryota, Metazoa, Chordata, Mammalia, Pilosa, Megalonychidae. Bases 1 to 276 code for a protein of 91 amino acids. The record is from RefSeq and is a predicted model, not a curated record.
AUGGAUGAUGUUGAGAAGGGCAAGAAGAUUUUUGUUCAGAAGUGUGCCCAGUGCCACACCGUGGAAAAGGGAAGCAAGUACAAGACUGGGCCAAAUCAGCAUGGUCUGUUUGUGUGGAAGACAGGUCAGGCCCCUUGUUUCUCUUACGCAGAUGCCAACAAGAACAAAGGCAUCAUCACUCGGGAAGAGGAGGCACUGAUGGAGUAUUUGGAGAAUCCCAAGAAGUACAUGCCUGGAACAAAAAUUAUUUUUGCUGGCAUUAAGAAGAAGGCUUAA